This is a messenger RNA of Pseudocercospora fijiensis CIRAD86, 1437 nucleotides long. RefSeq lists its product as uncharacterized. NCBI's taxonomy places the organism in Eukaryota, Fungi, Ascomycota, Dothideomycetes, Mycosphaerellales, Mycosphaerellaceae. The record is from RefSeq and is a predicted model, not a curated record. The transcript has a single exon. Bases 1 to 1437 code for a protein of 478 amino acids.
AUGGGCCUCCUCGACAAGAUUGAGAACAAGCUUUCGGGCAACAAGCACAACACUACAGAAGAGCAGCUACAGCACGAGGGUGUUGACUCUUCUCGACAGCAUGCGACCUCUACUGGAGAAGGAUCCCACCUGCAAUCAGGAACGAACACUACUGGUGCAGUUCAUGGCACUACAGGCGCGUAUGGCGUAAAUCCCACCACUUCUACGACUGGCAGCGGCAUUGGAGGAACGCACUCUGCAAGCGGCGUAGGCAACACUCAUACCGGCAGUGGUAUCACUGGAAGCCAUACUGGAAGCCAUGUUCCGGGCAGCUCCACCGCCAGCGGCAUCACAGGCGGCACUCACCCGCUUGUGACUGGCGAGCGCCGAGAUGAUGGCAUCACUGGCGGCCACUCCGGCAGCCAUGUACCAGGCACUCAUACUGGAACCACCCACACUGGCUCUCAUACUGGCCAUCACACUGGCCACAGCGCAUUGGGUUCCAGCCACCGCGCGGAAGCUGGCGACGUUGGUUCACGAGCCCACGUGCCAGGCGGCACCACAGUGGGACAAGGUACGCAUCACAGCACUGCCAGAACACCUGUCGAUCCAUAUACCUCCAAAGGUCAGAGAGCAAUGGCUGACGCUGCUGAAGAUCGCCGUCACCACAAUGCCGUUCAAGAUACCGAGUUUGUUCCUGGUAGUCACCCAGCGGCACAAAAUCCAAGCGCCAUUCCUACUGCGGGCGGAGAAAGAGUUGGAAGCAUUGCAGGCGGCAACGGGCCAUAUGACCAGUCUCGUACACACGACAACAGGACUGCAACGGAGAAGGUCAAGGAUAAGGUCAUGCCAAGCAGGACCGACAGGCCUGAUGAUCCACUGACGGGCGAGAAUUAUGGUCAGACAUCUCAUCCUUCACACACUGGAAGCCAUACCACACAUGGUGUUGGAGGUACAACCGGCUCGCACGCCACGACUACAGGCUCGCACAGUCUCACCGGCCACCAUGGCCAGACUACAUCGGCAGCCACACCUCUUGCCCACGACUCGGGCUUCAACGAUCGUCACACCGGAGCUGGGACCGCAGGUCUUGCUAAUGUCGGUCACCACAAUACACAUGAUCGUCAUGACUACGCUGCCGGACAGCAGGCUACCCAUGAUCAGUAUGGCUCUAGUGGGCACGUCGACAACCGCUCAGGCAUGGAAAAGAUCAAGGACAAGAUCAUCCCAAGCAGGAAUGACCGCCCUGAUGAUCCAGUGACAGGCCAGAACUACGGACAAGGCGUGAGCCACACCACUGGCACAGCUGGCAGCCAUGUACCAGGUACUACCGGCAGUGGCAUGGGUGGCAACCACACCUAUGGCAGUGGUGUCAACGACAGCGGUGUUACUGGUGUAACGCAUGGCGUUGGAAAUGUCGGUCUUGGUGGCAAUUCGACAAACACUGGUCAGUACUAA